CGGCUUGCUGCAAACCGCGUUGCCCUGUGCACGUCACUUGGGCGUUCUCGCCCCACUCCGAUACUUGCAUCCAUGUCCCACCCCACUUAGUAGACAACGUAGGCCAGCCGGAGGGGCAAAGCGAAAAUGGCGCUGGCUUCGGCACCAGGGAUGCCGGACCUCCAGCUGCGCAUGAGCAAGAAAAUUGCGCAGCUGACGAAGGUCAUUUACCAUCUCAACAAUAAGAAUGAAGACAAUGAGCUGGACUUGGCGGAGCUGGCGGAGCAGUAUGAAACAGAAAUUGAGCAAAUACUGAAGGACACAGCUGAUAAAAUAAACCACUUCAAGGCACAGCUGGAUGCAGCUAACGACGCAGCGCGAAUAGCCGAGCUGACCAAGCAACUGGAGGCGAAGUAUGACGAUGAGCGGCGACGGUGUCUGACGGAGAUAGAGAACAUCCGCAAGCGAGCUGCUGAAAAGGAGCAGGCGAUCCAGAAGGCGGCGUCGAAGCAAAUUGAGGGGCUGCAGACACAGGUAGACGAACUGCAGCGACAGCUGCAGGCGCGCAUCAAGGAGGUCAACGAGCUGUCCAACAAUGCCAACGCCAGCGGCGCGGAGCUGCAAGGAGCGCUGGCGCGCGCGCGGGCGGAGACGGAGGAGGCCAUCCAGACCCACAACAAAAAGUACAACGACAUGCUGGCGGAGCGCAUGCGGGCGGAAGACGCCCUGAGCGAGCAGCUGGACGCGGCGCGGAGGGCGCUGGAGGCGGAGCAGCGGGCGCGCGCCGACGUGGAGGCACAGUUCGGGGACGCGCGCACGCGCUGGGACCAGGAACGGGUGGCCAUGACGGAGGAGCGCAAGGCCAGCGAUGCUAGCUGGAAAGGGAAGGUGGAGGCGCUGGUGGAGGAGGUGCAGCGGGAGAAGGCGGCGGGCAAGGAUGCGGCCAAGAAGGCGGCGGACGCGGCGGCGGUGGCGGCGGCGCGCAUCCAGGACCUAGAGGGGCGGCUGGCGGGUGUGGAGGGGCAGCUGCGUGACAAGAGCGGCGAGGCGGACAGGCUCACCAAGGAGCUCAGCACGCUCCAGGCCGGCAGCGCAGCCCAGAUCGCCGAACUGGAGAAGCAGCUGGCGGCGGCCCGGGCGCAGCUGGACCAGCUGUCUGCAGGGGCGGCAGGCGACAAGGAGGCGUUUGCGGCGGCGCACGCGGCGGCGGCGGCGGAGCAGGAGCGCCUGACCGGCGCGCUGAAAAAAGCGGAGGGCGAGCUGGCGGACACGCGGGCGCAGCUGGCGGCGGCCAAGACGGAGAUCGAGGGCCUCAACGGCCAGCUGGCCAAGACGCGUGUGGACGGCGACGCGGUGGCGGGGCAGCUGCGCAGCCGCAUCGCCGCCCUGGAGGAGGAGGUCAAACGGGCCAUCGCCAUGGGGCAGAGCGAUGCCGUGGACGCCGCAACAAAGAUGCGCGACGCGUACGAGAAGAAGCUGGCUGACGCGGCGGAGGCGGCCCGCAAGGCGCUGGAGUCGGCGCAGCGGGAGCGGGAUGACCUCAUAGAGGCCGCCAAGAAGGACGCGGCCAUGCGGCUGGCGGGCGCGGAGGGCAGCGCAAAGAGCCAGAUGGAAGACCUGCGGAAGAAGUUGGAAGCGGAUAAGGCUGCGGCGGUGUCAGCGCUGGAGGCGGCGGCAGCCAAGGCGGCAGCAGAGGCCAAGGCGGCGCAGGAGGACCUGCAGCGGCGGCUAGCGGCGGCGGAGGCGCUGGCUGCGGAGGAGCGCAAGGCCAAAGAGGCGCUGGCUGCGGAGCUGGCGGAGCUGAAGGCGGCGCUGGAGGCGACUGGCAAGGACGCCAGCGCAACCAAGGACCAACUGGAAGCCCGGCUCAAGUCACUGACGGCAAGCGAGAGCUCCAUGAAGGAUGAGCUGGCGAAGACCAAGUCGGCGCGGUCGGCGGCUGAGUCCCAGUCGGCGGAGCGGCAGCAGCAGAUCACCGCGCUGCAGGCGGAGCUGGAGGCAGCCAAGAAAAAGGCCGAGGAGGACAAGCGCGCGGCGGCGGCGCUCAUGUCGUCGGAGCUGUCGCGUGUGGAGCGGGAGGGCGCGGCCAAGGCCGAAUCACAACUGCGCCAGGCAAAGCAGGAGGCGGACGCGCGCCUGGUUGCGGAGCUGAGCCAGCUCCGGUCGCAGUUGAGUGCGGCGGGCGGCGCGGCAGAGGCGUCGCUGCGGCAGCAGUUGGACGAGCUGCGGCGCAAGAUGGAGGGAGACAUGGAUGCCAUGCGCAAGACGCACGCACAGGAGCUCGAGGAGCUCAAACGGAAGCACGAGGCGACGCUGGCCGACUUGCGCGCCACCACGGCCGCGGAGCUGGCGGCCGCCCGUUCCUCCGCCGCCAGCAGUCAGUCCGCAGUGGAGGACGAGCUGCGCAAGGCCAUGGCGGCGGCCGUGGCGGCGGCGGAGGCGCGCGGCCGCGAGGCGGCAGAAGCGCUGCGGCGGGAGCUGGGUGCGGAGAAGGAGAGGGUGCUGGCAGAUGCGGCGGCGCGGGCGAAGGAGGAGGCUGAGCGCGCUUCUGCGGCGGCGAAAGAGGAGCGGGAGCAGCUGGCGGCGGCGCAUGCCAGCGCUUCCGCGGCGGCGGCGGACCAGAAGGCCAGGGACUUGGAGGCGGCCAACAAGGCCCGGGAUGCGGCGCUGGCUGCUGCGGCCAAGUCGCAUGAGGACGCGGUGGCGGCGCUCACCAAGCAGCACGAGGCGGCGCUGGCGGCGGCGCAGGCGGAGAGGGACAAGCUGGACAAAGUGCAGGCCGCGCUUGGCAAGAAGGCUGCGGGGCUGGAGGAGGAGAAAGCGGCGCUGGCAGCUCGUGUGGAGCAGCUGCAGGAGGCGCUUGCCAAGAAGGCGGCGGAGAUGGCGGACACCGUGUUCCGACUCAAGCAGGACGCCGCCACGGAGCGCGACCAGCUGCUGCGCUCCUACACAGCCGACAAGGAGGUGCUGCAGGCGGAGAGCGCGCAGCUGGCGGCGCAGCUGCGGCAGCAGCUGGCGGACGCGCGUGAGGGCGCGGCACAGCAGUACGCGGAGCUGGAGGCCAACUACAGCGAGCUCAAGGCCAGGUGGGACGCGCGCGAGCCGCGUGAGGAGGACGUCCGCCGCAUCGCGGAGCUGGAGGGCUUUGUGCGGCAGCUGGAGGAGCUGGUGCGCACCAGCGAGGAGCGUAUGGCGCAGCUGCGGGCGGAGCUGCUGCUUCGCGAGGACAACUACAACAAGCACUUCAAGAACGGCGGCGCGGGCGAGAAGGUGUUGAACGUGGAUAUGGCCAUGAACGCGCAGAGCGGUGUGGUGGACUGGAUGCUGGGCAACAAGAAGAAGCCGGGGGCGGGCACGGCUGGAGACGGCGGCGCCGGCAAGGGCGCGUCCAUGGGGCGAGACAGCGGCAGCGGCCGGAAGUGAUCGUGAAUGCUGGUUGCAGCAGCAGGAGGGCAGUUGAGAGGGUAGUCAAAUGUGGCGACAGGGGUGUCCGGGUGUGGGUGCUGGGUGCUGAGUCGAAUGUGCAGCUGUGCUCACAGCGGCGUACAUACUUGGUUGGGCGGUGCUGUGUUUAAGCGCGGUGGGGCCUUGGAAUGUUUGUUAGGUGGCGGUCGGAGGCGCAGGGCAUGGCCGUGGCGUCGGCUUGACGGUGAUUGAAGCAGCGCGUACAAUUCAUGCAUUACUUGUGCAUUUGUACAGAUGAGCAACAACAGGCACCUGGUGCUGUGAAGCUCGGGUGCAGUGAGCACUGAGCCGGUAAGCUGUAACAGUGUGACAUUGACCUGCAUUGACUGGUGACUGGCGCAUACCAAUCGCACCGUUGUGAGAUAUUCAAUAGCAUCAUACAAAGAAGCACAAGAUUUAAAUGAGGUAGC
Chlamydomonas reinhardtii is the source of this 3854-nucleotide messenger RNA. RefSeq lists its product as uncharacterized. The transcript has 21 exons. NCBI's taxonomy places the organism in Eukaryota, Viridiplantae, Chlorophyta, Chlorophyceae, Chlamydomonadales, Chlamydomonadaceae. Bases 127 to 3402 code for a protein of 1091 amino acids. The record is from RefSeq and is a predicted model, not a curated record.